AUGGAUUUUUUCAUUGCUCUGAAAGACAAGCCAAUCGCUCAUGGGAGAGUAGUCGACCUGGAUGACAUGGAAGCACUAAACUGUAAGGUAAAAAAUCUGUUCGUUUAUCAAGGUUGGUCAAAAUUUCUAUUUGUUCCCCCUCCUAAAGUCUAUGAACCCCUGGUGAGAAUGUUUUAUGCCAAUCUUUGCUCUAGUAAGUCUGAUAAGUUGGAAUCCUUAGUGUUAGGAAAGCGCAUCGUUCUUGAUUGUGCCAUGUUUGACUCAAUUUUUCUGUGUAAGUGUUCUGGUUUUCCCAUGCUUUUCAAAAAUUCUUUGCCUGAUGACUUUGAAAUCACCUUUGAUCAAGCAAAACGUUGUAUUGCUGAGUAUUCAUCUGAAUCCCUCCCUAACCAGUUAGGUCCAAGUGAUGUUAGUUUUGAAACUCAUGUUCUAUCUCACAUUGUUGCAACUACUCUACUCCCUCGUACUGGCUCUUUCUCCACCUUCUCCCAACGAGAUACCUUUCUUCUCUACUGCCUUGCGACCAAACUCAAGAUCAAACUGUCCUCUUGGGUCAUAAAUUUUAUGAUUGAAAAUGCUGAUGAUCCCACCAGUCUGGCCUAUGGCAUGGCCAUCACUCACAUUCUGGAAACUCACAAUAUCUCUAUCUCUGUAUAUCCCUUCGUCUCUGUUUCAAAAUCUUACAAUUCUAGGACAUUUGCUAGUAUGGGGUAUGUAUGUGUGAAUGGCUCCUGGGUUAAGAAACAGAAAGGUGAAGUCAAGCAUGUUCAACCUGAUCCCAAGACCAAAGCCUCUGUUUCUCAUCACAGUCUUAGUAAUCCUGACCUUGCUGAGAAACUGACUGCCAUUAAAAACCAGUUGAACACCAUCAAAGAUCUUCUUGCUGCUACUCAGUCCACUGUUGGGGACAUACAUGCAAUCUCCAAAGAGACAAGGUCUGAUGUUUCAAAGAUAAGGGUUGCAGUUCUCAGAGUUAGGGAAAAUGCAGUCAAGGCAUUCAAGGAAGUACACGACAGGCUUGAUGGAGUGACCGUCUCAGCUAAUGCCAGCUUUGAACAAUUGAAGGAGGCGAUUUGCAACACUCUUACUUAUUUCUUUCGUCGUUAG
Messenger RNA from Nicotiana attenuata, 1107 nucleotides. RefSeq lists its product as uncharacterized. NCBI's taxonomy places the organism in Eukaryota, Viridiplantae, Streptophyta, Magnoliopsida, Solanales, Solanaceae. The coding region runs from base 1 to 1107 and encodes 368 amino acids. The record is from RefSeq and is a predicted model, not a curated record. The transcript has a single exon.